GACUACAAGGCUUGGAAGAAAUGGGCACGAGCAAGAUUGCUGGUGGAGAAGGGGCGCGGAGGCAAGUCGCAGACCUUCGGCCCCAUGUUGUACACCCUCCUGGAGGGAACGGCCGUGGACACUCUGGAACAUGUGGAGCUGGACGAGUUGGCGGUCGACGGCGGCGAGGAGAAGCUGUUCGCCGUCCUAGACGCACGGUACCCAGAGCGAGAGGCGGCCGACCGAGCAGGAGACGCGCUGGAGUCCGUGUUCGGUCUGAAGAUCGAGAAGGCGGAGCUCACCAGCGCGUACGUGGGCAGGGCCCAGACGAUACUCAUGAGGGCCAAGAAGGAGGGCGUGGAGAUCCCUGACGUCGCUCAGGGGUUUCUCCUUCUUCGGGGCGCCCGCCUCGGAGGCGAUCGGCGCGCCGUCGUCCUCGCGGCCAGCGAGAGGCAGUGGACGUUCGAGAAGCUGGCCCUGGCGCUGAAGACGGUCUACCCGAAGGUGCUGCCCGAGCACGGCGUGCACCUGGUGGAGGACGACUACGUGUGGGAGGCGGCGGGCGAGGAGCAUCAUCCCGCGGCCAGCUCCCAGGAGGAGGUAGAUGCGUUCCUGGCGGAGGUCGAGCAAGAUCGUGAGGAACCCAUGGAGGAAGAUGAGGCCAUCCAGGCGCCGGAUCUGAAGAAGUUUUCCGCUCGAGUUCGCUGCUGGGCAUGCAAGCAGGUGGGUCACUUCAGCAAGGAGUGCCCGAAACGAGCUGGCAAGGGUGGCGGCAAGGGUCGCUUUGGCCAGAAGUUCGGGGCUGGCUUCGUCGAGAGUUUCUUCGCUGAAGAAAAAGAGGCCGACCCCUGGAAUGAGAUUGAGGAGAUCCUGGCGACGUGGGACGACAGGGGCCUCAGAGAGCAGCUGACCGAGGACCACUUCACGCGUCUGCGCAAGGAGGUAGACGAGAUCGCCGACCACGACGACGAGAACGCCGACGACGACGACGAGGCGGAGACGUUCAUGGUGCACUCGCCGGGUGCUGGGGUGAUCGACCCAGCUUGUGCGAGGGCCCUGAUCGGCUUGGACACGCUGAGGGAGCUGAUCAAGACGUCCGGGAACGACAUCGAGAUCGACGAGGACCACAAAGUGGUCACGUUCAAGGGGUUCAGCGGCGAUGAGCAGCACUCCAUCGGCAUCUGCAAGAUCCCGUGGAGGCUCGGCGACCACAUCGAGAUGGUCGACGUGCACGCGGUCCCGGGCAAGGCGAGCCUCCUUUUGAGUAAGCCCCUCCUGAAGAAGCUGGGCUGCACGCUGGAUAUGGAGAAGGACGAGCUGGCGUUCUCGAAGCUGGGCGUCCGCGUGCUGCUCCAGACGACCCGCGGCGGCCACUACGAGAUGCUGCUCGACGGUUCGUCCGCGGUCCCCAUCGUGAACCAGGAUUUUCAGUAG
Messenger RNA from Prorocentrum cordatum, 1413 nucleotides. Lineage: Eukaryota; Dinophyceae; Prorocentrales; Prorocentraceae. The record is from the annotation of a GenBank genome assembly.